AAAAUUAUUAAAAAAUUUAUAAUGAGUCAAACAAAUGGACUAUUUGAUAUUCUGUUUAGAGGAUUAGUUGAUUAUGAAACACAGAAAGUGGUACAAAUUCAUUCAAAGAAAAUCGGAGUCACAUUUAGACUCAUACAAUUAGGAAUUAUUCUCUAUGUUGUAUUAUGGGUGAUGAUCUAUGAAAAGGGUUAUCAGUCAUUUGAUCAAGCAGUGAGUGGAGUGACUGCCAAGUUGAAAGGUGUUGCUUUCGCCAACGUGACUAAUAAUCCAUCACUUGGAGCCACUGUCUGGGAUGCGGCUGAUUAUGUGAUACCACCACAACAGAAUUCAGCAUUCUUUGUGAUGACCAAUUUGAUUUAUACACCUGGACAGACAUUGGGACAUUGUGAAGAAUCACACGAUGUUUUUGGCAAUAGUUGUCACAAUGAUUCACAAUGUCACUCUGGACAGUUAGUUCAACGUGGUAGUGGAAUACAAACAGGGAAAUGUGUGAAUUCAACAAGGCAAGCAAAUUUACGUGUUUGUGAAAUAUAUGGUUGGUGUCCUACAGAACACGGUAAAAUUCCGAGACCACAUUUAUUAUCAUCAGCAGAGAAUUUCACUGUAAUGAUUAAGAAUAAUAUUGAAUUUCCUCAUUUUCGAGUGAAAAGAAGAAAUAUUUUAAGUUGGAUGAGUCGUUUAUUUCUGAAAACAUGUUUAUAUGAUCCGAACGACGAUAAAUUUAAAUACUGUCCUGUUUUCCGUCUUGGUGAUAUAUUAAAAUAUUCUGAUCCAGUGAAUAAAGAUAUAUGGGAGACUGGUGGUAUGGUAUCAAUUCACAUUGAAUGGAAUUGUAAUCUAGAUUUCGAUGAGGAAAAGUGUUUACCGAAAUAUGUAUUUCGUCGAUUAGAUGACUUUCAGAGUAAUGUGGCGAAUGGAUGGAAUUUCCGAUUCAGUCAGCAUUACAUUGAUGGUGGUGUACGUAAACGUAAUUUGAUUAAAGCUUAUGGUAUACAGUUUUUCAUAACAGUGUAUGGAACUGGUGGUAAAUUCAAUAUUUUAACAUUUUCAAUGAACUUGGGUUCUGGAUUGGCACUACUCGGUAUAGCUACUAUGUUAUGCGAUUUGAUUGUGUUGAAUAUUACAGAAAAAAGAGACAUUUAUCGUAAAGCAAAAAUUGAUUUAAUCGCUGAAAAAAUAAAUGUACACCAGUCUAGUGAAAAACGUAACAUUCAUGAUGAUUCUUAUCCAGUAGUUAAAGAAACUAAAAGUGAUAAGAAACGUCAUUUAAUAAUUCGACGUCAUCAUGAAUUUGUGAGGACACCUGAUUCCAUUCGUCGAUCUCCAUUUUCAUCGCUAAAGCAAUUAAUUAUUGAAAGAAGUCCAUUAUCAUUUAGAAGAUCAACUAUUACGCCUAUAAACUAUAUCCCUGAAAUAAAAUCAAAACAAAAUCCCACUUCGUUAAUUCAAUCUAAUUUGUUAUCGAAAGCACAGAUAUCGAAAGAAAAUUUAAUUACAAUCAACCAUUAUGAACAAUCUAAACAAAAUUUCACUUCAAUUAUCAAUAAAACAGAUAACAAUUUCAGUAAUGCUUCAAUUUUAUCUAAUAAUUCCCAUUCAUCGAUUUCUAAUUUAUCUGAUAUGGCAACAUUUCAAAAGUCUGAUUUCUCAAUUAAACCAUCUACUACUUUUAGUGUUCAUACUACUAAUAAACAACAAUAUUGGAGACAACAAAGACUUCUUCAGGAAUGAAAAUAAAUUUUUUUUUAAAAUAAAGAAGUAUCCAGAGCAUUUUAGAUUCAAAUAUCAUUGGAAUCACAAUUGUGAUGAUAUAUGUUAAUGAAGUGAAUUGUUGAAUAUAAGUUGUCUUAUUCAUUACUAUUACUAUUAUGAUAGUUGUUUUGUUUUUCAAUGAAUAAAAUCAACAAUUUCAAUACUGA
Molecule: messenger RNA, 1919 nt
Organism: Schistosoma spindalis
Lineage: Eukaryota; Metazoa; Platyhelminthes; Trematoda; Strigeidida; Schistosomatidae
Source: the annotation of a GenBank genome assembly